UUGCCAAUCUGUAAACUGAGGUAAACAGUCGCAAGAAAAAAAAAUCAAUCGGGAGAGGAUAUUAAUGAACAAGAUGUUUCCCAAUUGGGAUAGGGUAAAAAGGGUUGAACCGAAGUUAUUAGAUACUCCACGUAACUAUGAGGCCAGUCUUAAAAACGCCAAGGUAAUCUCUCCCUCCAGUGAACAGCUACGUUCUGAUGCUUUCCUGAAGCCCAAGAACCUGAACAACGCACAUAUCAAAUCUUGGGUGGACGAGAAAAACAGCAGCUUCAUGCUCUAUCCAAGGAACCUCUCGAUCACUUGGUCGGAUGACCCCAACUAUUGGACAUGGUUUCCCAGCAAGGAGUCACCAAACGAGGCAGGUGUAGAAGCUGUGGCGUUGAAAAACGUAUGUUGGCUCGACAUCACGGGAAAAUUUGACACGAAGAAUCUCACUCCAGGGAUUACGUACGAGGUGGUCUUUAAGGUGAAGCUAGAGGAUCCGGCCUAUGGAUGGGACACGCCGGUGAACAUUAAGCUAGUCUUGCCUGACGGUAACCACAAACCGCAGGAGCAAAAGGUGAGUUUAACGGAAAUACCAAGGUAUCAAUGGGUCGAUAUUAUAGUCGGAGAGUUCAAGCCGGAGAAAAAUUCCGCGGGAGAAAUCGUUUUCUCAAUGUAUGAGCAUGAAAGUGGCCUUUGGAAGAAAGGGCUCUUCCUCAAAGGUGUUGAAAUUUGUCCCAAAUAUAAAAAUUAAUCUUGGAAUAUAAAUUUCCAAAUGCACACUGAACCUUUAUAUAUAUUCCACAUCAUGACAUGUCUAUAUGGAAAGAAUGUGUGCAUAUAUAUUAUAAGGUGAUCUAUCGUAUUAUUACUUUAGAUACCUACUUUCUUUUUCUUUUUUUUGAUAAAACUUUAGAUACCUACUUUGAUGUUGGUAUUGAAUAAAAGCAAAAACCGAGAUUUGGUGUAGUAAUGUUUUAAGUUUGAAUUCGAGUUUUAUGAUUUGAGUGUAUGUAUGUAAUAAAUAAUCCGAUCAAUGAACAAUUGUUAUGUA
Brassica oleracea var. oleracea is the source of this 1036-nucleotide messenger RNA. RefSeq names its product protein PHLOEM PROTEIN 2-LIKE A1. The coding region runs from base 65 to 736 and encodes 223 amino acids. NCBI's taxonomy places the organism in Eukaryota, Viridiplantae, Streptophyta, Magnoliopsida, Brassicales, Brassicaceae. The transcript has 3 exons. The record is from RefSeq and is a predicted model, not a curated record.